AUGAGAGACGAGGUUCGAUCAUUGUGCCUUAAAGUGACCACCUUCAUCAGAUCGGCGACAAUCUUCACAAUAACCCAUGUCGGUUUAUGUUUUCUCGUUGCUUUAUAUGCCGUCGCAGGAGCCUUCAUGUUCCAGGCUGUCGAAUAUCCGUAUGAAUUGGGUCUUCAAGACAAAGUGAAAAACGGCUCAUGGAAAGUGGUCAACGACAUUUAUCAGUUUAUCAACACAAAAAAUGUGAUCGAGGAGAAUGCGGUGAAAAAUGAGUCUCAAUGGGCAUUGAAAGAAUUUGAAAUGCUUCUUGUGCAUGCCAUGAAUUUCGAAGGUUAUGAUGAACGCGACGAAGAAAGACCGACAUUUCAAUGGACGUUCUCAGGAGCAUUAUUAUAUUCGAUUACGGUUUUCACAACCAUAGGUUAUGGUCAUAUUUGCCCGAAAACGGAUAUCGGCCGUCUAUUGACAAUUUUCUACUCGAUGCUCGGCAUUCCGUUAAUGCUUCUUUGUCUUGCGAACAUCGCCGAAACUCUCGCUCAGGUGUUCACUUACAUUUACUUCAAACUCUGCUGCGCCUACUGCCGAUGGCAAAAGAAUCGGCGACGGGUUCGACGAGCAGCACUUUCAUUCAGAUACCAUCCGAACGCUGCCGUCAAUGUCCGACGAGUGCAAUCAUCAAGAUCGAAUCAGAAAUAUAAUACUGUUCGAAGGCAUGCAUCUUUGAAUCGAUCAAGAACAAAAAGCAAUGAUACGAAAAGUGUUCGAAGCUUCAAUAGGUAUGAGACAACUUCAACAAAUCGUUUUGAUACCAUGUCGUUGCCUGGCCGGCGGAAAAUCAGUACACAGAAUCGAAGUCCGAACGGAACAAUUCCACGACCUCCGUCAAACUUCCAAAAAAGAAGUUUCCGUGGAGGACACCUUCAGAAAUCAAACACCGCCAUAAAUAUGGAGCAAUUGUAUUUUGACGAAGGAAAGAAGCGGAGACGAGCACGACAUGCAGUCAGUGAAAGUCCUGCGAGAGAGUACAAAGGUGGCGGAUUGCUGGUUCGAGCUCAGCAUCCGACUGAUGAAGGUGUUGUUGAUCUGAAGGCUUAUGGCGGAUCAGCGGCGGCGUUCCACGAGCUCGUCACAAGGAGGAAAAAAGAUGAGUCGGGUGUUCCAAAUGUGAUAAUUUCAAGAUCUCGCGACGACGAUGUCAAAAGCGACGUCGAGAAAACCGAAGAGACUAGCAUGUCGCUUACCGAUGAUGAAGAUAUUCAAAGGUUACCCCAACCAGGAAGAAAAAAUUCUAGAGAAUUCAGAGAAAAAGAAAUGAUGAUGCAUGCGAUGAGUCAUAAGCAGCCAAGUAUGGAUAGUAGUACUUCGAGAAGAAUGCGCGACUUCGAUGGUCGAUCAUACCGAUCGGACAGAUCAGAACGAUCCGAUGAAAUGUCGCUGCAUUCGUUGAGACGAAAUGGUCAUCGUAGUCACGAGAAAAUGCCAGUUAGUGUUGGCAUCUGCAUAGUAUUCGCAUUCAUUUCGGGUGGCGCUUGGCUAUUCGCCUGGUGGGAGAAUUGGAACGGGUUCGAUGGCGCCUACUAUUGUUUUAUCACUUUGAGCACAAUCGGGUUCGGCGAUAUUGUUCCUGGACAGGCUCUUGAUGAAGGCAGUCAAGAGAAGCUCGUCGUCUGUGCACUUUAUCUUCUUUUUGGAAUGGCAUUGAUCGCGAUGUGUUUCAAACUAAUGCAAGACGACGUUGUGCAGAAAGCGCGUUGGCUCGGACAGAAAAUCGGAAUCCUCGCUCGUCCAUUCGAAUUGUCUCGCGAGAUCGCCAAACACGCCGUCUUCCUCUUCGGAUACUCGCUUUCGAUACGCGACGAGUCGUCGGAAUCCGAAUCGGACUUUGACGAUGACAUGAUUGAGGAGGACGACGAAGAUUUCAGCGAAGAGCGAAACGAUCAGGAACAGGACAAACGAACCAUAUCGUCGGGAUCGUCGAAGCAAAAUGAUGAGUACAUCCAUCCGCGCAAGUAUCAUCAUUAUCAGUCGCAGCAUCGAAGAUAA
Molecule: messenger RNA, 2034 nt
Organism: Caenorhabditis bovis
Lineage: Eukaryota; Metazoa; Nematoda; Chromadorea; Rhabditida; Rhabditidae
Source: the annotation of a GenBank genome assembly